This is a messenger RNA of Colletotrichum siamense, 2130 nucleotides long. RefSeq names its product Urea active transporter (gene DUR3). Gene Ontology annotation, cellular component: plasma membrane. Gene Ontology annotation, molecular function: urea transmembrane transporter activity. NCBI's taxonomy places the organism in Eukaryota, Fungi, Ascomycota, Sordariomycetes, Glomerellales, Glomerellaceae. Gene Ontology annotation, biological process: urea transmembrane transport. The record is from RefSeq and is a predicted model, not a curated record. The transcript has 4 exons. Bases 1 to 2130 code for a protein of 709 amino acids.
AUGUCGGUUCAGUUGGGCGUGUCGGGGGAGACCCUGAUCCCCCAGUCGACCGGCUAUGGCAUGCUCAUCGGGUUGGGCAUCGGGUUCUGCGGUGUCAUUCUCGCAGCCGUCAAGAUCCAAAAGGCAUACCUGGCUGAAGACUCGGGCACUUCGGAGAUGUUCAUGGUGGCCAACCGGUCUGUCGGAACUGGGCUGACGGCGUCGGCGGUCUUUUCCUCGUGGAUGUGGAUCAACGAAACGGUUUUCUCGGCGGCUUUCUGUUACAAAUUUGGCCUUGCAGUGCCCUUCUGGUGGUCAACGGGUCUCUGCUUCCAGAUCGCUCUGAUGGCGGCUCUGGGCGUCUUGGCAAAGAUCCGAGUUCCAUACGCCCACACGUCACUUGAAAUCAUUCGAAUGCGCUACGGCUGGAUUGGACACAUUGUCUUCAUCGUGCUCAAUAUCACGAACAACGUCUUUGGUUGUGCAGGCAUGAUCCUCACAGGGUCACAGCUUAUCUACGGUAUCUCGGGAAUGCACUUCGUGGCUGCAACGAUUCUCAUCCCACUUGGAGUCGUGCUUUACACCGCUGUUGGCGGAUUGAAGGCCACCUUCAUCACCGACUACCUGCACACGCUGAUUGCUCUAGUCCUCAUUAUCUACUUCACGCUCAAGGUUCUCACGCACGAUGCCGUUGGUGGUCUCGGAGGUCUCUACGACAAAGUCGUAGCGACAGCUUCGGAGAAUAUGAUCGACGGUAACUACAAGGGGUCUUUGCUUACGAUGAAGUCCCGAGAUGCAAUCAUUUGGGGCUUGAUUCUGAAGUUUGGUAACUUGGCUCUUGUUGUGAUGGACACUGCGUUCUGGCAAAAGUCUUUCGCGACAGAAGUCAACGCAACCGUUCCCGGAUACAACCUGGCGGCCGCAGCUAUCUUCGGCAUCCCAUGGGGUCUCGGCACCGUUAUUGGUCUUACCGCAAGAGCGCUUCACAACACUCCAAUUUGGCCUGCCUACCCGCAAGAAUUUACGCUGGCGCAGGUCAACGCAGGACUCGUCAUGCCUUACACCGUCAAGGCACUGAUCGGUGAUCAGGGAAUCGACGCCUUCCUAGUUUUGGUCUUCAUGGCACUGACGAGCACCGUCUCGUCAUCUAUGAUUGCAGUCAGCAGCAUCUUGUCAUUCGACGUGUACAAGACUUACAUCAACCCCAAAGCCUCAGACAAGAAGCUGGUGCACGUCAGUCAUUUGACCGUCGUCUUUCACGCAGUCUUCAUUACUGCCAUCUCACUAGCUCUGAACUACGGAGGCGCCGACAUGACAUGGAUCGGCUACUUCCGCCCGAUUCUGUCCUGUCCUGGUAUCAUUCCACUGGGUCUGACUCUGUGCUGGUCAGGUCAGACUCGCUUGGCAGCAAUCGUCUCCCCCAUCCUAGGUUUCCUCACCGGACUGGGCAUCUGGCUUGGAACAGCCCACGUAAUCUACGGCGAGAUCAACAUGAAGACAACUGAGGGGAGCUUGCCAGCCUUGUACGGGGCAACCGCUUCCUUCUUCUCACCUGCUCUGUACUCGGUCCUUCUUUCGCAAUACAAGCCUGAGAAGUUCGAUUGGAGGAGGUUUCUGCUUACAGAAAUCGCGGAGGAAGUCCAGCUGAAACAGAGCACCGAAGCAGAGAAGGACACUGACGAUGGGAAUAACUCGUCCACUUCCGAGUCACAGAGACCGGCGCCGUCCUUGCUGAGUCCUGAAAAGGCAUCGGACCCGGAACGAACCGCAGCAACGGCUGGAAACGAGAAAACCCCAGCUGCGGUGUUUUCCAGGGAUGCUAUUCUGAAUGGCGAGGUCAAUUUGGACGACGUCCGUCAUCCGUUUGACGAAGACACGAUCAAGCUGCUGUAUAAGUGGUACCGCAUUGCCUGGUACAUGUUCGUCGGCAUCGUUCUGGUCACCUUUAUUCUCUGGCCGAUGCCAUUAUAUCGCGACUACAUCUUUGAGAAGACUUUCUUCAAGAGCUGGACGACGGUGGCUAUCAUCUGGCAGUUCUUUGCUUUCUUUGCGGUUGUAGUAUACCCUCUGUAUGACGGACGCUACGAGAUUGCCCGAGGUGCAAAGGGUGUAUGGCACUCAGGGCGGGACCUUCUCCGGUCUAAGCAUUGA